Sabethes cyaneus is the source of this 444-nucleotide messenger RNA. Its product is annotated as adult cuticle protein 1-like. The transcript has 2 exons. Lineage: Eukaryota; Metazoa; Arthropoda; Insecta; Diptera; Culicidae. Bases 1 to 444 code for a protein of 147 amino acids. The record is from RefSeq and is a predicted model, not a curated record.
AUGAAGUGUUUCGCAGCUGCAGUCAUGGUUGCCUUCAUGGCAGUCGCCGCCAAAGGAUCGUACGCUCCAGCGGUCUACACCGGCCAUCACGGAUACGCCGUGGCCCCCAUGGUAACCUACGCUGCCCACCAUGGAGGACCAACGGUCGUUCAGUCCAACGAUCAACAUAGCUGGGCCUAUGCCAAUGCUUACAACAACCACUGGGGUUAUGGUGCACCGGUUGCCGUUGCCUACAACAGCUGGGAUGGUCAUUAUGCUCCAGCCGUAGCCUACCAGGGCGCUCACUGGAACCACUGGGAUGGUCAUGUUGCUGCCCCAGUUGCUGUUCAGCAUGCGGCUUCCUAUGUGGCCGCUAACCGUGGUGCUGUGCACAAGGCUCCUCUGGUUGGACACGCCGUCAACCAGAAGUCGCUGAACCUGGCUCCAGCUCCCGGAACCUGGUAA